Molecule: messenger RNA, 529 nt
Organism: Agelaius phoeniceus (red-winged blackbird)
Lineage: Eukaryota; Metazoa; Chordata; Aves; Passeriformes; Icteridae
Gene: DTD2
Product: D-aminoacyl-tRNA deacylase 2
Biological process (GO): tRNA metabolic process
Cellular component (GO): cytoplasm
Molecular function (GO): D-tyrosyl-tRNA(Tyr) deacylase activity
Source: RefSeq, a predicted model, not a curated record
AUGGCGGCGGCGCGGCCGGCGCGGGCCCGGGCCCUGCUGCAGCAGAGCGUCUCCGCUCGCCUGCAGGUGCGGCCGCCCGAGAGCGGCUCCGAGGCGCAGUGGGUGGAGAUCCAGAGAGGGCUUGUUAUCUACAUAUGCUUCUUCAAAGGUGCUGAUGAGGAUCUUGUCCCAAAAAUUGUCGAUACGCUGUUGAAUGUUAAAUUAAGUGAAAAUGAAAACGGCGAGUUUGUCUCUGUUCUUGAUUUACCCGGCGACGUACUCAUCAUACCACAAGCUACCCUAGGUGGUAAACCAAAGGGAAGAAAGAUGCAGUACCAUGCAAACAUUGAAAAAGAAAAAGGGUUGGAACUUUAUUCUCAGUUUGUGACUCUGUGUGAAAAAGAACUGGCUGCCAAUGCCAAAUGCAUGGAGGCCGGUGUUCUUGUCAAGCAUGGCACAUAUGGAAACAGGCAGGUGUUAAAACUGGAUACAAAUGGACCUUACACUCACCUGAUUGAAUUUUGAAAAAAUAAAUUGUAUCCCAAAUACA